GCAUCGCAAGGAGUGAUGGUGGCCGGUCAAACUAGUGUUUCAGGAACAGGAUCAAAUCAACUCAGUAGUCCACGACAAGUACAACUUGAUACACAAGGCUAUUUAUAUAUAUUAGAUUAUGGGAAUUACAGAAUACAGCGUUGGGCGCCAAAUGCAGUUUAUGGAGUGACAGUAUUAGCAAUUGCUUAUGGCGCAGGUACAAAUCAAUGGUAUUACCCGUAUGGCAUGAAACUUGAUCAACUGGGAAACUUGUAUGUUGUUGAUGGGUAUACUAGUCGUGUACAAAAGUACACAUUAUCAUGCGGGCCCACUACAACGACGACAACGACAACACAAGCUCCACUGGGUAUGUAUCAGUUCACAGUUUUUCAUGUAGUGAGAGUACUAAAUGUUUGAAUAUCGGUGCGAAAAUUGAUUGGUAUUAGUAUGGCCAUAGGUCCACGAAAAUGUAACAUGUACAGUUGUACUUAUUAUUAUUAUUGCGUUAUUCUUAUAAUAAGCAGUAUGUACCCCUUUACUCCUUUUAUUCCCUUCACUCGUUUUAGUCCUUUCACUAGUUUUAGUCGCUCUACAGCCUUUUAGGAAAAGGAAAGAAGUAAAGGCUGUAAAAGGAGUAAAG
This is a messenger RNA of Didymodactylos carnosus, 619 nucleotides long. NCBI's taxonomy places the organism in Eukaryota, Metazoa, Rotifera, Eurotatoria, Philodinida, Philodinidae. The record is from the annotation of a GenBank genome assembly.